UUUCUUUUCAAAGAAAGCAGGAAAAAGCUGCCUAGGUAUUCUGCAAUGCGGCGACAGGGAUCAUGAAAACGCUAACGUUGAGCGUUUACAUACGGCGCCUCUCUUCUUCUUCUCCUUUCUUCUUCUUCUUCUAACCACUCGCUCGUGAACCUCCAUAGAACAACGCAAGAAUCUACCCAAAGGUAUUCUCUUUGGAAUUCCCAAUUUCUUUUUUACAUUUUCACAAACAUACAAACGUCCAUACCCGUAAAGGUUCGGUUUUUAUCCCCCCAAGGCGCCACCUUCAAGGUUCUAUCUUAUCUUUCUCUCUAUCUAUUGUAUCUCUGUGUUUUUCUUCACAUUUAAUCGUUUAGACUGUUCUUUGCGAAGUUAAGAGAACGAAGAUGGGUUAUUGUAUGAAUCGCUGUGAGAAUGUUUCAUCUAAGCUCAUUUCCUCUUCAUCUUUGAAGUCCCAUUCAAAUAAAGCUAAUGCUUUUCGGGUUUCUACCCAUUUCGCAAAACCAAGUGUGAAGAAAGAUUAUUCAUGUUUGAACCUUCAAUAUGGGUCCCCUGUUUUGCAUGAGAGUAAAUUUAGGAUCAGUGUGAGCUCGAUUCGAUGUGAAAAAGGUGUUGUGGGUAAGCAGGAACUGGGGAAGAGGACAGAUAUAAAGAAGAUUUUGAUUUUAGGAGCAGGGCCUAUAGUGAUUGGGCAAGCCUGUGAGUUUGAUUAUUCUGGGACACAAGCUUGUAAGGCUCUUAGGGAAGAGGGGUAUGAGGUGAUUCUGAUUAAUUCCAAUCCUGCUACUAUUAUGACUGAUCCGGAAAUGGCGGAUAGGACUUAUAUUGAGCCAUUGACGCCCGAGAUUGUUGAGCAAGUGCUCGAGAAGGAGAGACCGGAUGCUUUGCUGCCCACUAUGGGUGGCCAGACUGCUCUUAACCUUGCAGUGGCAUUGGCUGAGAGCGGGGCACUUGAGAAGUAUGGUGUUGAGUUGAUUGGGGCGAAGCUUGAUUGCAUCAAGAAGGCGGAGGAUAGGGAUCUGUUUAAGCAGGCAAUGAGCAAUAUUGGGCUCAAGACACCUCCUUCUGGGAUCGGGACAACUCUCGAGGAGUGUUUUGAGAUUGCUAAUGUGAUAGGGGAGUUCCCGUUGAUUAUACGUCCAGCAUUCACGCUGGGUGGAACUGGAGGUGGGAUUGCCUACAACAGAGAGGAAUUCGAGGCCAUAUGUAAGUCGGGGCUUGCUGCUAGUUUGACAUCACAGGUUCUGGUUGAAAAGUCUUUGUUGGGAUGGAAAGAGUACGAGCUCGAGGUUAUGAGAGAUUUAGCAGAUAAUGUGGUUAUCAUUUGCUCGAUCGAGAAUAUUGAUCCAAUGGGUGUCCACACCGGGGAUUCCAUCACUGUGGCUCCUGCUCAGACUUUGACUGAUAAAGAGUACCAACGGCUUCGGGACUACUCCAUUGCCAUUAUCAGGGAAAUUGGGGUUGAAUGUGGCGGUUCGAAUGUACAAUUUGCUAUUAAUCCAGAAGACGGAGAGGUGAUGGUAAUUGAAAUGAAUCCCAGGGUUUCAAGAUCCUCAGCUUUAGCCUCGAAAGCUACUGGAUUCCCUAUAGCAAAGAUGGCUGCAAAGCUUUCUAUUGGCUACUCAUUGGAUCAGAUUCCUAAUGACAUAACAAAAAAGACACCAGCGAGCUUUGAACCUUCCAUAGACUAUGUCGUCACAAAGAUACCUCGCUUUGCAUUUGAGAAAUUUCCAGGAUCGGAACCAGUACUGACAACCCAGAUGAAAUCUGUUGGAGAAUCCAUGGCAGUAGGCCGAACAUUCCAAGAAUCAUUUCAGAAAGCAGUUCGAUCUUUAGAAACUGGCUACUCGGGAUGGGGUUGUGCCUCCAUCAAGGAACUGGACUGGGAUUGGGAGAAAUUGAGGUACAGCCUUCGAGUUCCGAAUCCUGAUCGUAUUCAUGCCAUAUAUGCUGCAAUGAAGAGGGGAAUGGCAAUUGAUGAGAUAGGGGAAAUAAGUUACAUUGAUAGCUGGUUCCUAAGACAACUCAAAGAGCUAGUAGAUGUUGAACAGUAUCUUUUGACUCGCACUUUAUCCAGCUUGACUAAGGAUGAUUUGUAUGAGGUUAAAAAACGAGGUUUUAGUGAUAGACAGAUAGCUUUUGCGACAAAGACAACUGAGAGAGAUGUUCGUUCAAAGCGCCUAUCCUUGGGCAUCAAACCAGCUUAUAAGCGAGUCGAUACAUGUGCUGCAGAAUUUGAGGCUGAUACACCUUAUAUGUAUUCGUCUUAUGACUUAGAGUGUGAAUCAGCUCCUACCCAAAGGAAGAAAGUUUUGAUUUUAGGUGGGGGACCAAACCGAAUUGGACAAGGAAUUGAGUUUGAUUACUGCUGCUGCCACACAUCUUUUGCCCUUCAGGAUGCCGGCUAUGAAACAAUCAUGAUGAAUUCCAAUCCCGAGACAGUAUCUACAGAUUACGACACGAGUGACCGUCUCUAUUUUGAACCUCUGACAGUUGAAGAUGUCCUCAACGUUAUCGACUUGGAGAGACCUGAUGGCAUCAUUGUGCAGUUUGGUGGUCAAACGCCGUUGAAACUCUCUCUUCCCAUUCAACAGUACUUAGAUGAAAACAAGCCAAAGUGUAGAAGUGGAGUGGGAUAUGUUUGCAUAUGGGGCACUUCGCCCGAUUCCAUUGAUGCUGCUGAGGAUAGGGAGAGAUUCAAUGCGAUUCUGAACGAACUAAGGAUUGAGCAGCCGAAAGGAGGCAUUGCCAAGAGUGAAAAAGACGCUCUUGCCAUCGCGGCGGAUAUAGGGUAUCCUGUUGUUGUCCGACCUUCGUAUGUGUUGGGUGGCCGUGCAAUGGAGAUUGUUUACGACGAUGACAAGCUUGUUACGUACCUUGAAAAUGCUGUUGAGGUGGACCCCGAGCGCCCCGUUUUGAUUGACAGAUAUUUGUCCGAUGCCAUUGAGAUUGAUGUUGAUGCACUCGCGGAUUUACAUGGUAAUGUCGUGAUUGGUGGAAUAAUGGAGCAUAUUGAACAGGCCGGGGUUCAUUCUGGCGACUCAGCUUGCAUGAUUCCCACCCAAACAGUUUCGCCAUCGUGCUUGGAAACGAUCAGGUCGUGGACGACAAAAUUAGCAAAGCGGCUAAAUGUGUGUGGGCUUAUGAACUGUCAGUAUGCCAUCACAGCCUCGGGGGAUGUUUUCUUGCUCGAGGCUAAUCCACGUGCCUCGAGAACAGUUCCUUUUGUGUCCAAGGCAAUCGGACACCCAUUGGCUAAAUAUGCUUCGCUAGUUAUGUCGGGAAAAUCUCUCCACGACCUAGGGUUCACUAAAGAGGUUAUCCCAAGACACGUAUCUGUCAAAGAGGCAGUUCUCCCGUUUGAGAAAUUCCAAGGCUGUGAUGUUCUCCUCGGUCCCGAGAUGCGGAGCACUGGCGAGGUAAUGGGUAUAUGCUUCGAGUCAUCAAUUGCUUUCGCUAAAGCGCAAAUAGCUACCGGCCAGCGAGUACCACUUUCGGGAACCCUGUUUCUUAGCCUAAAUGACUUAACCAAGCGCCAUCUCGCCACAAUUGCUAACGCUUUCCUGUCAGUCGGAUAUCAAGUAGUUGCGACUUCCGGGACCGCAUAUGUACUCGAAUCCGAAGGCAUUCCAGUGGAGCGAGUGUUGAAAAUGCACGAAGGGAGACCCCAUGCUGGUGACCUGAUCGCGAAUGGGAAGAUUCAGUUGAUGGUGAUUACAAGUUCGGGAGACGCACUCGACCAGAUUGAUGGACGAAAGCUGAGGAGAAUGGCACUUGCAUACAAGAUUCCCGUGAUAACAACAGUUGCUGGUGCUCUAGCCACAGCUGAGGCAAUCAAAAGCCUGAAAUGUAACAAGCUCGAGAUUUCAGCUCUUCAGGACUACUUCGAUGUCCCAAAGGAGACCGAGAGUAGCAAAAACCUGCAAUCUGCAUACUACUCGUCUUCUAGUUGAUUAUAAAUUAGGUAAAAACGCAAACUCCUUUUUCUAUCAUCAAACUCUUCUCAAUUCCAGAAUGCGUUUUACUUUUACAGUUUACUUGAUUGCUCCGGUCAUUAUGAAUUCUCACUUCCACCUUGCAUGUGAGCUCGAUUUUAUCUUCCUUUUAGAUUAAGAUGGUGUUACUGAAAUUCUAAAUAUUUAGUGCAAAUUCUGUUCUCUGUGAUAGACUGCCAUUUUCUGCUGUGCUUAUGAAGAUGAACUGAUUCUACU
Ipomoea triloba (trilobed morning glory) is the source of this 4208-nucleotide messenger RNA. Its product is annotated as carbamoyl-phosphate synthase large chain, chloroplastic-like. Gene Ontology annotation, molecular function: metal ion binding; ATP binding. The record is from RefSeq and is a predicted model, not a curated record. The transcript has 3 exons. Gene Ontology annotation, cellular component: cytoplasm. The coding region runs from base 384 to 3950 and encodes 1188 amino acids. Gene Ontology annotation, biological process: L-glutamine metabolic process. Lineage: Eukaryota; Viridiplantae; Streptophyta; Magnoliopsida; Solanales; Convolvulaceae.